Messenger RNA from Dreissena polymorpha, 1563 nucleotides. RefSeq names its product transient receptor potential cation channel subfamily M member 6-like. The transcript has 11 exons. The record is from RefSeq and is a predicted model, not a curated record. Gene Ontology annotation, biological process: calcium ion transmembrane transport. Gene Ontology annotation, molecular function: ligand-gated calcium channel activity. Lineage: Eukaryota; Metazoa; Mollusca; Bivalvia; Myida; Dreissenidae. Bases 1 to 1563 code for a protein of 520 amino acids.
AUGGUCGGAGAGAUCUCUGACAAGCACCUGAAAAAGCUGAGGGAGAAGAUUGUCACGGCAUUUGCCAAGUCGUGGGAGGAGGCUGAAGUGCAGGAGAGAACAGACAGCACACUGGAGUCAGUGCAGAAAUGCUGUCAAAACCCGGACCUGCUGACGAUGUUCAACAUGAAUAAACACGACGAGCUAGACCUUGCCAUACUAUCUGUGCUGCUGAAGUCACAUUCAGGGGCAAAUAAAUGCCAACGAGAUCAGCAGCUCAAACUUGCACUCAUGUGGAAUCGCGUGGACAUUGCACGUGAAGAGAUCUUCCGAGAAGACGUUUUAUGGGAACAAGGGAGCCUUGACGAGAUGCUGACAGAGGCAAUCGUGUCUGACAAGGUGGCCUUUAUGAGGCUCAUCCUCGAGCAAGGGGUCAUUAUUACGGAGUUUUUGACCGACGUUAGGCUCCAGACGCUAUACAGCAAGGUAGAGAAAACCCACCCAAUCUACAAGCUUCUCCUCAAGCUGACGGGACAGACUAAGCUCAGUCUUGAAAAUGUGGCACGUUUUUUGGCUAUAUUGCUUGACAGAGUUGAUAAGGAUAUAUUUCUACGAGCGUUCGAAGAAGAACUGUCUAAUAACGAUGAUAAGUUUGCAAGGCCUUACCAGCAACUGUUAAUAUACGCUGCAUUAUUACAAAGACAAGAGUUGGCCAAGUUCUGUUGGGAGAUGGGAGAUGAGCCUGUGAUAAGUGCCAUUGUAGUGACACGCCUAUACAGCGCACUGGCACGUAAAAUGACACGCGAUGAGUCCAGCGUCCGUGAAACCGUGGAGGUAUACAAAGUGGAGUUUGAAACCCUUGCGACCAGUGUUUUAAACGAAUGCUACGAACGUGACCAAGAACAUGCAAUAUUGAUUGUUGAACGCAAAUCACCUGUCUGGAAUGGGUUGUCUGCUCUGCAGAUUGCAUCUGUGUCAGACGAUCAGAUGUUCAUUGCCUCUGGAGCGUGCCAAAGUUCCAUCGAGUCCACCUGGAAACAAGGCAUCUUGAGCAGCUGGGAAAAGGUAUUCAUGGCGAUGAUCUGCCCCAUACUUAUAGUGUGUAAAAUGGAGUUCGUGAAUGUUGGACAGAAACCACUCACCUGGUAUCAGCGUCUUGCAACCUUCUACUCCUCCCCGAUAUCAAAGUUCUAUCACGGAAUGUUAAUGUACUUGGUUUUCCUGGGCAUUUUCUCGUACCUGGUGCUGUUGGAUUUCGACCCUGACAGAGUAACGGUCCUCGAGUACGUGUGCAUUGUCUGGGUGUUCACUAUGACUGUGGACCAGAUACAUGUGGUAUGCUCUGACUGGUAUGGGUUCGUGGGCUGCAUGGAGGCUGUCAACCUGCUGUUGUGUAUCCUGGGGUUCGUGCUCCAUCACCUCGGUUACCCAUCAGUCACCAAGGUAUUGUACUGCCUCAACUCUGUGGUGUUCAUUGCGAAAAUCAACAAGUUCUACAGGACCAGCAGCAACGUGGGUCCCAAGAUGGUCAUGGUUCGCAGGAUGGUGAGUCAGGCCAGAAAAACAUAUGCCUCAUUUUGGUAA